AUGUGAUCUCCUGGAUACAACCACACACACCAGCACCAGGCACUGCUGCUCAGCUGAGCAAAAUGUCUUUCUCUUAGGAGUGGUGCUCAUCACAGCAUUCGAAUCCUUGACGAUGUUGCCAUGCUUCCCUUUCUGCCUUCUGCCUUUUGCUGUCCUUGCCUGCCUGCUUUUCUUACCUGGGGGUGAUUUUUGCCCUGCUGUCUGUAGCUGUAUGGACUAUCACACCAUAGAUUGCCGGGAUCAAGGACUCCCAAGUGUUCCUAAUCCAUUUCCAUUGGAUGUACGGAAACUUCUUAUAGCUGAUAACAACAUCCAGGCAAUACCACCUGAUUUCUUUAUAUUUUAUGGAGAUCUAGUCUAUUUGGACUUCAGGAAUAACUCCCUUACCUCUUUAGAAGAGGGCACUUUCAGCAGUUCUACCAAACUGGUGUAUUUAGACUUAAGCUACAAUAAUUUAACACAGCUUGAUGCUGGGACGUUCAGAUCAGCAGAAAAACUGAUCAAACUGAGCCUUGGAAACAAUAACCUGGUGGAUGUGGACGAGGCUGCUUUUGAGAACCUGGAACAGCUCCAAGUGUUAGAACUGAAUGACAAUAACUUACAAAGCCUCAACGUGGCAGCCCUGGAAGCUCUUCCCUCCCUGCGGGCGAUACGCUUAGAGGGCAACCCCUGGGUCUGUGACUGUGACUUUGCCAAUCUUUUCAGCUGGAUACAGGACAAUGCAUCUAAGCUCCAGAAAGGUCUCCAUGAAAUCCAGUGUUCCCUGCCUGUAGAAAAUAGAAGAAUCUUUCUGAAUGAAUUAUCUGAGGUCAGCUUUAGUGAAUGCAAAUUUAGUUUGUCACUGACGGACCUUUUUAUCAUCAUCUUCUCUGGAGUUGCAGUCUCCAUUGCUGCUAUUCUGUCAAGCUUCUUCCUAGCAACUCUUGUGCACUGCUUCCAAAGAUGUGCUCCCAGUAAAGAUGACGAUGAUGAUGAAGACGACAGUGAGGACUGAACUUAGUCCCUGUGCUUCAGUUUCCUUGCUUUAUAAGUUACUAGAUCAUCAGCCAAAGUCUAGAAAGAAAUCGAGUAGAGUAAAAGUUUUAAAAAAUGAAUUAAAUGAAAUCACAAUGUGUAAGGAUCCAUUUUAAUCUCAUGAUGGUCACAUGUAGGGCUUGCAGUUUACAUCUGAGGCUGUUAGCUUUGCUUACAUAUGUAACCUGAUGCAAUGAGACCAGGUUAAUUUCUCUGAUCAUUAAACACUAAAUUGAAAUUUGAAGAUUGGAGGAAAAAGGGGGAAAAGCAAAAAAGAAGUUAGAGUGUUUUAAAAGACUAACUCACAAAUUGGCUUUCGGAUGAAAUGCAGAUUCCUGUAAAGGCUUAAUGGCUUGUUCUAAAUGCACUUCAAAAAGGACUGGAUUGGAGACAUUUCUGCUGGAAAAUACUCUAUUUAACAUGGUGUCCUUCCUAGAUCUAAGUAGUAAGAGAUUCAAUUAAUCUCACACAACUUUCUAAGUAACAAAAUACCAUUUAAAUUAUUCCUAGACCUGUAGAAAGCAUUAUAGGAAGGUUGGCAUUUUCUCUCUACCAAUGUUCUCUAUAAACAUUCAUCCUCCACUUAAUGACAGCAGUUGCAGGCAUCAUUCAGCCAAAAAAGUUUUUUUUUUUUUCUAAAAGCAAAUAUGCUUCUAGAUCUGAGUCAUCCCUGCUGCAGUUGCCUGGCACCUUUUUGGUCAUGGCACAAAUCCUAAAUAUAACAUUUUUUUGCAUUUUUAGAUGCAAUGAAGUAAAGGAUUUCCCUUCCCUGUAAUGCUAGGCACAAGUAACUGUUGCAGUAUCCAGUCCAUGUAGUUAUUUUAAAACACUAAGGGCUAUAUUCUGCUCCUGAUUAUACCAGAGUAACACAACUGAAAUUAAUACCACGAUCCAAACUGGCAACUGUAUAAACAAGAGUGGAAUCUGGCCCAAGAUAUUUCUGACUGUACUAUAGAUUUGUCAAAACUUGAGCUCUUCGAUAUAACAGUAGAUAUUUUUGUUAAAAUUAAAGACAUUUAUUACAAGAGAUUUUUUGAAUAGUGCUGGACAGCUUUUUAGGAUAAGUAUAUUUUUAAAAUAUUUGUAAUGGAAAUAUUUUUUUAAAGCUCUGUAUUUAAAGUAUUAUCUAGAGUAGCUGUGAGGGCUUAAAGUAAGGGAUAACAUAGUGAUAAACCAUCUGACUGUAUGCUAUUAUAAAAGAAUUAGAGCUGAUAAAAAGCAGCAUCAAUUUAACUACUGUAAAUGCUAUAAUUUCUUUAAAAAUACUCUGGUUAAAAUAUUGCCUUGCUCAGUUAAUAGGAAUGGUCUUUUAUGGACAGUUAGUUGCAAAUCUUUGUGUCUGUUGUGCUAAUUGUUCAGGCAGACAGGAGUGAGGCAUGGGGUGUGUGUUAUGGGGUAAUAUGGACCAGUAGACAGGGUACAAGAUCAGGGCUCAGCACUCCUGGGUGUUGUCCCCAUCUAACAGCGGUCAGCUGGAAGACCUUCAGGAAAUCAUUACCUGUCUGUGCCUCAGUUUCACUCCAUAUAAGAUGAAGACCAUGAUAACUUUAUCUCUUUCAAGUGCUCUGAGAUAUGUAAGGGGGGACACUAUCCUGGGGUUCUGUAUGGUGACCACAGUGUUAGGCUGAAGCAGAUGUCAUGCAGUGGGUCUAAUCUGAUCUGAUGUCAGUAUGAAUUCACUGACAUCAGUGGAGUUAUUCCAUUGACUAGCAGAGUUUGCAGUAGUUUCUACCAUGGUGAGGUCAAAACCAGGACAAGAGUGUUUAUUUCUGUUAGCUCUACAGCUUAUUCAAUGCGACGUAAGGCUCCCAUUGUUAAGAUUCUGAUUUUUGGAAACACACUGAAACAGCAUUAAGUAGGACAGUGGGAGGAUAUUCUGUAUCAAUACUGUCUUAUUCUAUUCUGGUGGCUUCAAGAAAAAUGAAAUGACAUGAUUUUCACUGUGUAGUGCCAUGAUUAUAAAUAACACAAAUAUAUUUAUUAUUUCA
Molecule: messenger RNA, 3002 nt
Organism: Calypte anna (Anna's hummingbird)
Lineage: Eukaryota; Metazoa; Chordata; Aves; Apodiformes; Trochilidae
Gene: LRRC38
Product: leucine rich repeat containing 38
Exons: 2
Coding region: 113-994 (293 amino acids)
Cellular component (GO): voltage-gated potassium channel complex
Molecular function (GO): potassium channel activator activity; transmembrane transporter binding; voltage-gated potassium channel activity
Source: RefSeq, a predicted model, not a curated record